Molecule: messenger RNA, 1740 nt
Organism: Opisthocomus hoazin
Lineage: Eukaryota; Metazoa; Chordata; Aves; Opisthocomiformes; Opisthocomidae
Source: RefSeq, a predicted model, not a curated record
AUGACGGCAGUGGAGUUGCAGCCCCUCUGCUUCCCCGUGACCCCCCUUCUCCACAACAACAAGCUGCCCUGUCCUACAGUAAAACGACUGACAGAGUGCACAGGCACUAGCCUGCAUCCCUGCCCUAUUGCAGGAGCAAAACCGAUGCUCCCCGUGGCCCCGGCUACGGGGGUGCCGAGGGCUCGGGCCCCCGCCUCGGCACUUCGCACCCCCCCCCGGGACGCGGUGGCCCUCUCAGAGCAGGGGGGAGGGCGGCCCCACGCCUCGGGGCUCUGGGCCUGUGCUGAGACUCACCCGCCUCUCUCUUCUCCCUCACCCACGUCCUGCUUCUCCCUCAGAGUCAGCAGAGGUGAAUUUGGAGGUUACGGCCCAGCGCAGGGAUUCUCCAGGCACUCCCUGCUGACGUGGUCCACGUCCGCUGUGGACAAGAAGACCCUCGACCCGAUGGAGCCAGCAUGCACACUGUGCCGCCGUCCGGAGGCUGACCCAGAUAUCUGCGGGCACAAACUGCAGAAGCAGGGGCUCUGUGCCCAUGAGUUUUGCCUGUAUUUUGCCAACAAUCUGUGUCAGCAGCGGGUCGAGGAAUUAGGCCUCAGGGGAUUCCUCCCUGAGGACAUUCGGUGCACAGUCAAGCGGGCAGCGCGGAAGCAUUGCUUCGUCUGCGGCGAGACCGGGGCCACCAUCACCUGCCGAGACACGCGCUGCCACCGCAGCUUCCACCUUCCCUGUGCCAUGGAGGGUGGAUGCGUCACGCAGUUCCUCUACCAGUACAGGUCCUUCUGCUGGGAACACUGCCCAGGGCAGGCAGUGGAGGCGGCUCCGGAGGAGAACACCACCUGCCUCAUCUGCCUGGAGCUGGUGGGGGAUGCAAAGUCCCACAGCACCCUGGUGUGCCCGGCGUGCAAGCACGCCUGGUUUCACAGGGCCUGCAUCCAGGGACAGGCUGUCCGCGAAGGCCUCUGUUCGUUCCAGUGCCCGCUCUGCAGGGACAGGGACACAUUUCUCUCUGAGAUGCUCAUCAUGGGGAUCCGAGUCCCCUUCAGACUGCCAUCACGGGACAGCCAGGCAGAUGCAGCACUGAGCGAGCGGCACAGCCACUGUGACGCCAGUGACUGCAUCUGUCCAGGAGGCCGGGAGCAGGCAGAGGAAGAGGGGCCCUGGGAACUGCUCUUGUGCAGCUCCUGUGCUGCUGAGGGCACCCACGUAGGGUGCUCCGACUUGAGGAGCAGCAUAGACAGCUGGGAGUGCGACAGCUGUGCUGGCCUGGGCACCGCCUCCAGCCCCAGCACGGAGCUCGCCAGGCCCAGCACUGCCAGUCAGCCAGGGGAAGAGUGCCCCAGCAGCUCUCCAGCACUUCAGGGAGGCCUCUGCCCCAGUGGCCCUGGGCCCAUGCGGGAGCGAAACCUCUCCCGCUUUCACCAUCGGGCCCCAAAUCCCUACACUGGGCCCAGAGGUCGCCGACAGAGAAGCCGCAUGCCAGCACCACGUGCUGGGAGCGGCACCUCCAGCCAGGCGGUGCAGGGGCCAUCCAUCAGCUCGCCGGCACCCGAGCCCCCCCGAGGGUCCCGAGUGCUGGAGAGCAGCAGGGGCUCCAGCCCCACUGGGCCCUUGCGGACGCAAGACCGCUACAGCUUGCGUCGCCGGGCCCAACACCCUUACAGCCGGGCUGGACGCCGCCAUGGGACCAGCCAUGUGACAUCCUUCCCUGCUGGCCCUGAUCCUCCUCUACCAGCACAAUAA